Messenger RNA from Dibothriocephalus latus, 372 nucleotides. The record is from the annotation of a GenBank genome assembly. NCBI's taxonomy places the organism in Eukaryota, Metazoa, Platyhelminthes, Cestoda, Diphyllobothriidea, Diphyllobothriidae.
AUGCCGCUCAGCGCUGGUAGCAGUGCCUCCGAUGUAGCAGGAGUCGUCACCUCCAACCCCGUGGAACCAACAGCCGUCUGCUUCGUCUCCGUGUCGGGUCGUCAGGAGGAAAACGAGUUUUACCGCGAGGCAUACGUCAGUUGUCUGACGGUUGUCUUUGAUUUCUCUGUGUCCGCGCGCACACUUAGGGCGGAAAUCCCUGCCUUAAAGACGGUCUGCGAGCCGGGUGAGGACCCGCUGAAAUGUCAUUGUGAUGCUCUGGACAUCAAGUCAAUCACCAGGCUGCCGACGUUCUACUUCCGUGAACUUGGUGAACCGUCCUUCACAAACGCCGUCUUCAUGGACGAGUUCAAUGCCGUGCGCGAACGUUAG